Molecule: messenger RNA, 1735 nt
Organism: Phanerochaete carnosa HHB-10118-sp
Lineage: Eukaryota; Fungi; Basidiomycota; Agaricomycetes; Polyporales; Phanerochaetaceae
Exons: 1
Source: RefSeq, a predicted model, not a curated record
GCAGUACGAUACGCCAGAAGAUCUAUCGCCGCCCCGACGCUGGGAGCGAAGUCGCAGGUUUGCAAGCGAAAAUGCUUCACCUCCGCCGAGCCGUUCUCCGUCGCCGGAUCUUUCGCGCACUCGACCUCAGGAAGAGACACGACGCUAUACACGGGCGGCUUCGCCACGCAGGCGGGAGUGUACCCCAGGCUCGCGUGCCGCUGAAGGCCCCUCAGGCGCCAGCAGAAGAGCCAGAUCAAGAUCGAGGUCGACUGGCAGAAAACGCAGGGACUCGCGUCGGUCUCGAGAACGGCGUGGUGGGUCGCCAGAGUCGUCUCCUGGGCGGCGGUCACGCUCGCGCGCAGAAGCGCACGCGUCCGGGGAGGGAUGGGGCAGCCUGGACAUAAAAGGAAAAGGCCGCGCCGUCGACGUCGCGCGAGGAAUGGAAGCAGCAGGGACCUACACGCACCGCCAAACCGACCGCGGCUCUGAUCGUGGCGGAGCAGCGGCUGGCGAGGACAUCACCCGCGGUGCAACAGCUGCCGGCGGCCAAUCGGGUGUCGCAGAAAACAAGAGCACGGGGCCAUCAGCGGGCGCUGGGCUUGUUGGUCCAGGUGGGCUCGAGACGCAGGGCGGCACGGACGGUUCGCAGGCCGCGGCAGGGCAGACGAAGGAGGCGCGGCCGCCGGCGGCGGAUAGGGAUCGGCGUCCGCGGGUCGACCGCGAGAGGUGGAAGUCGCUGAACACGUACCUGGCUGGAGCGGCUACGGGCGCGUCCAAGCGUCCGACCGACGGCCAACAACAUUCUCCUCUCGACGCCCACAGCGUCGACCAGCCUGUCGAGCUGUCUAUCCGUGGUGCUGCUCGUCGCGGUGCAGACGCUUCGAGGCGAGCGCCUAACGACCACAUGUCGCCUCUGGCCUCAGAGCCUGUGGCCGGCGGCAAGCCCAUCGACAGGACAGCCACCGGCACGCCUGCGCUGCUGGCUGUGACGCCCAGCAUCGGCGGGACAAGUCCGCCAGAGGAGAACGCACGUACGAGCGAGGUCCUGGCCCGCACGCGGGCACGGCUGGCGCGGCUGAGGGCCGCGUCACCAGGUCAGCUGGACGCGGAGGAGGGAACGGAGGAUGUGCACAACGCGCCAUCUCCCCCUCCUCUGUGUACACGCCCCGGAAGCGGCACGCCGAUCGACGCGGACACCCACGCACGAAGCAGCAGCAGCGGCAACAACAACAACAACAGCACACCCUCAGCCCUGACACCCUCAGCCCUAUUACUAAUGGCACCGGCGGCGGCGACAACAACAACCGCCGCCGAAUCGCCGCCUCCCUCGACGACGACGACCGGCAGCCGCAGCCCUCGUGCUGGUGAAGGAGGGCCCGCGCGGACGAAGCAUCAGCAGCCCCUCGCGGCACCCACACACGAGCCCCAUCGGCAUCGGCAUCGCCAGCAGCACGCCCACCCCCAUCAUCAUCAUCAUCAUCAUCAUCAUCAUCAUCAUCACGAAGCCCGCGAGCGCCAUGGCGACGGCGGGCAGCAGCUGGCCCAGCCUGCUCUGGACGCGUCCGUGCGCACGGCGGCGUCUGCGCGGCGAGACGCUGAGAUGCGCGAGGCGGCGCUGCGGGGGCGUCUGCUCCGCGCGCCAGCAGGGUCUGAGACGUGGCUCGGGCUGCUCGGGAAGGGCCCUGACUCCUCCUGCUCGGUGGCGGAAGCGGCGGCGGCGGAAGAGGAGGAGGAGGAGGAGGAGGAUGGGGGG